Molecule: messenger RNA, 1117 nt
Organism: Dreissena polymorpha
Lineage: Eukaryota; Metazoa; Mollusca; Bivalvia; Myida; Dreissenidae
Product: G-protein coupled receptor dmsr-1-like
Exons: 2
Coding region: 1-1035 (344 amino acids)
Biological process (GO): G protein-coupled receptor signaling pathway
Cellular component (GO): membrane
Molecular function (GO): G protein-coupled peptide receptor activity
Source: RefSeq, a predicted model, not a curated record
AUGCCAGACGUUGCGAUGAAUAGCACAUUCUUUGGUGACGAUGAGCUUAACCGCUUCAAGAGAAGUCGCCUGAUGUUGUUCCACAGGACCUACGCCGACGCCCAUGGCUACGUUAGCGUGUGUGUGUGCAUCUUCGGGAUUGUAACAAAUCUCUUCAAUAUUACCGUUCUGACGCGUAAGCACAUGAUGACACCGGUUAAUCAAAUCCUUACGUGGCUAGCUGUUUCUGACAUUCUAACCAUGAUGUCAUACAUUCCGUUCGCCUUUCACUUCUACUGUCAAUGGACCGAUCGAGCCGAGCAGCUACACGAACGCAACAGUUAUGGCUGGAUGAAUUUCUUAGUGUUUCAUAUCAACAUCACGUCAACCACGCACACUAUAUCGAUAUGGAUGUGCGUAAUAUUGGCCAUCAUUCGAUACAUCCACAUUUCGAACCCAACAAAGACGAAUAGCUUUCGAAUAAGACGGAUCAAGCAAACCCGAUUUCUGAUAAUAAUAGUGUAUAUAUCAUCAGCGGUUGUGAUGAUUCCGAAUUAUUUAAGCAACGAACUUCACGAGGCGUCACAAGGCAAUACAACUAUAUAUUAUCUUGAAGAUCUCAAGCUAGGACGCCCAGGUACGGAGACCACAGUUCUCAUUAACGUUUGGAUGUAUGCAAUGAUUGCUAAGUUAAUCCCGUGUCUGCUUAUGUCAAUAUUUGGCGGUUUGUUGGUGUACAAUAUUUAUUUCAAAAUUCACCACAGUCGGAAGGUAUUGCAAUUAUUGGGUACUAGUAGUAUAAGAUUAUCAGAACAUUCUCGUACGACGAAAAUGUUAAUAGCUGUGAUAACGUUAUUUAUAGUAACAGAACUCCCACAAGGCGUUUUAAUUGUGUGCAGCGCGUGCAUUGAUAAUUUUUUCGACAUGGUGUAUCAACCUUUAGGCGACGUCAUGGACAUUAUGGCAUUGGUUAAUAACUCGAUUAAUUUUGUUCUCUACUGCUCAAUGAGUACACGAUUCCGCCAAACAUUUGUAAAUUUGUAUUGUUGUGCUUGACCCUAUAUGAUAACUACUUAUUCCAAUGUUAGAGCAUUGGUUUGCAUGAGGUAACAGCGCUUUUACUCGAACAUUACCAAAC